AUGGCAGCAUCCGCGUCUACGUCUGCGGCUGCGUCUACUUCCGCCAAGGAUCCUUCCUCCUUCGGCGCGCUGCUGCUGCCAGGGCAACCAGUACCAGCAAGCGGCUCCAGUGGCGCCGGAACGUACCGUCGUAGCUCAUACCUGCUCUCCUCCGUCGUGGGCCGGGCUCGCAGCCAGACUUCUGGAGGUGUGCAAGGUCACACGUCCGGCUUCAUCAUUCCUUCGCCAGGUUCCGUAGUUCUGGGUCGCAUCACAAGGAUAACUCCCAGACAAGCAAGCGUCAGUGUACUCGUGGUUGAUGGUCAGCCAGUAUCUGCUGGAGCUAGCAACGGGGGCGCAUUGUCUGCCGGCGAUGCCAACAGAGCUGCGGGCGAGGACCCCGGAGGAGCCGACUUCACCGGUGUCAUCAGACAGCAAGAUGUUAGAGCGACCGAGAAGGACAAGGUGAAGCUAGCAGAAUGUUUCAGGCCAGGUGACAUUGUUCGAGCCCAAGUCAUCUCUUUGGGCGAUGCCAGGUCUUACUACCUCUCAACGGCCUCGAACAAUCUCGGCGUCAUCUACGCUCUACCUGCCGUGCCUUAUUCAGAGGACGUUGAUGACGAAGUAGACAUGCUUGUGACAUCUCAUCGAGGCACCGUCCCCCCACUAGAACCAGUGAGCUGGAUCGAGAUGAGAGAUCCACGCACGGGUGUCAUCGAGAAGCGUAAGGUCGCCAAGCCGGAAGGCGUCUGA
This is a messenger RNA of Ceraceosorus guamensis, 732 nucleotides long. RefSeq lists its product as hypothetical. Gene Ontology annotation, cellular component: nuclear exosome (RNase complex); cytoplasm. The transcript has 2 exons. NCBI's taxonomy places the organism in Eukaryota, Fungi, Basidiomycota, Exobasidiomycetes, Ceraceosorales, Ceraceosoraceae. The record is from RefSeq and is a predicted model, not a curated record. Gene Ontology annotation, molecular function: RNA binding. Gene Ontology annotation, biological process: RNA processing. The coding region runs from base 1 to 732 and encodes 243 amino acids.